AUGGGCAAGCUCUGGGACCUCUUACCCGACUCUUUUACAAUCGCUACACACCAUACCACGAAUAGACUGAUCGAUGGACAACUCAGCUUGGAUAGUCACUACUACAUAUCCUCGGAUGAAUUCCGCAACAUGGCCUCCAGCGGCGAAUUCGCCACAUAUGGCACAUACGGUGACCACUUCUCGGGGGUAUCGAGGCAGACCAUUGCGGCGGCGUCAGCAACGGGGCGCAUAGUGGUCAUGGAGGUUGAUAUGCGAGGCGUUGAGCAGCUAAAGGCCAUCCCUGGGUUCGAUGCUCGAUACGUAUUCAUCACACCACCAAGUCUUGACGUCUUUGAGGCCCGUCUAAGCAUGGAAACUGCAGGAAUCUACGAGCCCCUGAGGCGACUCAUGGUGGAGUGGGGUAUUGCUCGUGUUCCCGAGGAAGUGGAAGAAGCUGAGCUAGGAUAUUCUCGCGUUCCGGGAGUGUAUGACUUAAUUCUCCCAAGUGAAAAUCUGGAUGAGGCUUUCCAAACACUUGUUAAUUAUAUUUAUAGCUCUGACUACUGA
Messenger RNA from Fusarium falciforme, 546 nucleotides. RefSeq names its product Guanylate kinase-like domain-containing protein. The transcript has a single exon. The record is from RefSeq and is a predicted model, not a curated record. Bases 1 to 546 code for a protein of 181 amino acids. Gene Ontology annotation, molecular function: GMP kinase activity. Lineage: Eukaryota; Fungi; Ascomycota; Sordariomycetes; Hypocreales; Nectriaceae. Gene Ontology annotation, cellular component: cytosol.